AUGAUUAUUGUUAUGUCAGUACUAUUGGUAUUGUUUUGUGGUGUUAUUUUAUUUUAAAUAAACGAUGUCUGGUCCAAAGAAGAUGAUGCUGCGUGUGCAGUCUGCGGAGGGCACGGCACGGGUAGAAGUGCUAGAUACUGACGCAACAGCUCUGUUGUUUGAACGCGUGUAUGAGACACUCCAUCUCAGCACAUUUGGCUUCGCGUUACAUAAAGACCGACAGAAAAAGGAGGAAAUAGUCUCUAGCAAGUCGCGUAUGUUACGUGACUAUGGUCUGCAGCAUGGAGACAUGCUCUAUCUGAGCCCUGUCAAUGGAACUGUUCUUUUUGACCAACCAACUACCAGUGUGGAAGCCAACAACAAACCAUUCGGUGAGCCAGCUGAGACGGGGUCAUCUGCUGCCACAUCAUCAUUAUCAACUCCUCAUAAGGAAGUCCCGCAAGAGGAUGAAGUAGACCUACAGUUAUAUAAAAUGCCUGGGACUAUACAGCGAAGUCGUGAUGAGAAAUUGUGCAGGCACAAUUCCAAAGGGUGCUGCGUUCAUUGCUCACCACUGGAGCCCUGGGACGAGGGCUACCUGAAGGAACACAACAUAAAACAUAUGUCUUUCCAUUCCUACAUGCGCAAGAUUACAUCUGGAAAAUUUGUAUCUCUGAAUGAACUCUCGCUAGAGAUUAAACCAGAUUUAUUCGUUCUUGAUAUUCGAAUACGUAUCAAAAACGACUAUCACAAUGCACUCGGGGGAACCCGGUCGGCAGGUUGCAAGGAGCAUCCGCCGUGGCCGCGCGGCAUCUGCAGCAAGUGCCAGCCGGGCGCCGUGACGCUGACGCGGCAGCCCUACCGCCACGUGGACAACCUGCUCGUGGAGCACCCCGCGCUCGUGGAGCGCUUCCUGGCCUACUGGCGCGCCACCGGCCACCAGCGUCUCGGCUACCUCUACGGCACCUACGAGAUCCACCCCGACGUGCCGCUAGGUAACCCCACCCUGACCACCUCGUCCGCUCCGAGGCGGACUUCUCGCAACUUUGAAACUUUAUUCAUAUCGGCGAGAGAUCUCGUACCGAUAAACUGUUAUUUAAAAAAUAUAUUAGUCGUCAGAGUAACAGAUGAAAGGAGGCGGGACGGACGUCAGUGCAACCGGCCGUUUAUCUCCUACGAUCGACUCAAUAAGCGGGCCAUGCGCAGGUAUCCGCGCGCGGGUGGCGGCCAUAUACGAGCCGCCGCAGAGCUCCUCGCGGGACAGCAUCUCGCUGCAGCCGGACGCGGCCGAGCCGCUGCUGGAACGGCUGGCGGGCCGGCUGGGGCUGCGCCGCGUGGGCUGGCUGUUCACCGACCUGCUGCCGGACCCGCAGCGGCCCGGCACCGUGCAGCGCAUCCGCGGCGCCGACUCGCACUUCCUGUCGGCGCAGGAGUGCAUCAUGGCGGGCCACUACCAGAACCUGCACCCCAACGCGUGCCGCCACGCGCCCGGCGGCCACUUCGGCUCCAAGUUCGUCACGGUCUGCGUGACGGGGGACAGCAGCCAGCAGGUGACGCUGGAGGGCUACCAGGUGUCGGGGCAGGCGCAGGGCCUGGUGCGGGCGCGGGCGCUGCUGCCGACGCGCGACGCGCCCGACCUGGCGUACACGCGCGCCUCCACGCCCGCCCAGUACGUGCCCGACGUCUACUACAAGCGUUGAAUGAAAUAGAUGACCCAAAUAUUACGCAUGUGUUUGAAUUUGAAAUGAAAGAUCUAAUAAAACGCAUCCAUAUUAAAAAAACAUGA
Molecule: messenger RNA, 1765 nt
Organism: Diatraea saccharalis (sugarcane borer)
Lineage: Eukaryota; Metazoa; Arthropoda; Insecta; Lepidoptera; Crambidae
Source: the annotation of a GenBank genome assembly